Messenger RNA from Labrus mixtus (cuckoo wrasse), 1576 nucleotides. Its product is annotated as zinc finger protein 180-like. NCBI's taxonomy places the organism in Eukaryota, Metazoa, Chordata, Actinopteri, Labriformes, Labridae. The record is from RefSeq and is a predicted model, not a curated record. Gene Ontology annotation, molecular function: DNA-binding transcription factor activity, RNA polymerase II-specific; RNA polymerase II cis-regulatory region sequence-specific DNA binding. Gene Ontology annotation, biological process: regulation of transcription by RNA polymerase II. The transcript has 2 exons. The coding region runs from base 100 to 1464 and encodes 454 amino acids. Gene Ontology annotation, cellular component: nucleus.
AAGACCAAGACCAUAAAUAUAACUGAAAAAUCAUCAUUGGGUGUGCAUCGGGCAUGUCACUCACUUAGAUUGUAACACCGGUAAGGUGUACAACACUAAAUGUUUUUGUUUCAUGUUCCUCCAGAUGUUCCACUGAAACAUCAAUGUGAGGAGGAGGAUGUUCUGGUCGACCAGCAGCUCUGUAAUCAGGAGAGGAACUCCAGUCCGGACCAAGAAGAGCCAGAGCCUCCACAGAUUAAAGAGGAGCAGCAGGAACACUGCAGCAGUCAGGAGGGAGAGCAGCUCGUACUGAAGCAGGAGACUGACACAUCCAUGUUGACUGUUACUCAUGAGGAGAGAAACCACAGUGAAGCACAACUACUAAAUGAACAUCAGCCCAUUUCUAACAACUCUCAUGAUGCUGAGGAUCAAGAUCCAGAAGGAAGUGAGCACAUCAACAAGGGACUAACUUCUGCUCAAGACAAAUUUGUGGUUUUAAAAAAUACUAACGUUGAGUACGAGGGAGAGAUCGAUCGGAAGAGCAGACUGCUGGAUAUCGUUUGGAAACCUCACAUCUACCUACACAGAAUAGAUGUUCCACAGCAACAUGUGAGUGAGGAGGAGGAGGAGGAGGAGGUUCUGGUCGACCAGCAGCUCUGUAAUCAGGAGAGGAACUCCAGUCCGGACCAAGAAGAUCCAGAGCCUCCACAGAUUAAAGAGGAGCAGCAGGAACACUGCAGCAGUCAGGAGGGAGAGCAGCUCGUACUGAAGCAGGAGACUGACACAUCCAUGUUGACUGUUACUCAUGAGGAGAGAAACCACAGUGAAGCACAACUACUAAAUGAACAUCAGCCCAUUUCUAACAACUCUCAUGAUGCUGAGGAUCAAGAUCCAGAAGGAAGCGAGCUCGGAGACUCAGAAUCAACUAGAAAAUCAGAACCAAAAAAAAAACUUCCCAAAAGAAGUCACAACACUAAAACAUCAGAAACUGACUUUAAGCACAAAGACUCAGACUCAAGAAGAAAAUCAAAAAGGCGAUUUUCAUGCAUGAGUACAGGUGAGAAGACUCACUCCUGCAAGACCUGUGGGAAAAUAUUCUGUCAGAGGUCUAAUUUGAACAGACACAUCAAAAUUCAUUUGAACCAAAAGCGGUUUACCUGCUCAACAUGCGGCAAACCUUUAAGAUCUCAAGGCGAGUUGACAAGCCACAUGAGAUCACACACGGGUGAGAGGCCGUUCUCCUGCAGCACCUGUGGGAAAAGCUUCUAUUGGCAGUAUACGUUGACCAGGCACAUCCAAAUUCAUUCGAACCAAAAGCGGUUUACCUGCUCAACAUGCGGCAAACCUUUAAGAUCUCAAGGCGAGUUGACAAUCCACAUGAGAUCACACACGGGUGAGAGGCCGUUCUCCUGCAGCAUCUGUGGGAAAAGAUUCCCACGGAUGUCAAACUUGAAUCGUCACAAGAUGAUUCAUACAGCUAGAUAGCCGUUUACCUGCACAGCAUGCAGCACACCCUUUAAGAUCGGUGGCCUCAGUGGGAAAGGGGUCAAAGAGAACUGAAUGUGAGUGCAUUGGGAACGGUCCCUAUAAAUGACUC